AUGAUCUUCGUCAAGACACUUUUGGGUCAGACAUUGACCUUCGAUGUUAAUGAUGUUCUAAGUAUUAAAUCUCUAAUUGCGGCACAGGAAGGAAUCGCUAUCGAAGAUCAGAGGCUGAUUUACGCCGGUCGUCAGCUCUCGGACGAUGAGGAGGUUGAAGCAGAGUCUACUCUUCACUUAUCGCUAAGCCUUCUCGGAGGUGCCAAGAAGAGAAAGAAGAAGGUCUACACAACUCCCAAGAAAAUCAAGCACAAGAGAAAGAAGGUCAAGCUCGCUGUAUUGAAAUACUACGAGGUCGAUGACAAUGGUAAAAUCCGCCGACUUCGUAAGGAGUGCCAAUCGCCGUCUUGCGGAGGAGGAGUGUUCAUGGCUGCUCAUGAGAACCGAUACUACUGUGGUCGAUGCCAUGAUACUCUCGUCGUGGAAGAGCCAGUGGUCACGUCGAAAGCGAAGGGCGGCAAAGGAAAAAAAUAA
Molecule: messenger RNA, 474 nt
Organism: Haemonchus placei
Lineage: Eukaryota; Metazoa; Nematoda; Chromadorea; Rhabditida; Trichostrongylidae
Source: the annotation of a GenBank genome assembly